Molecule: messenger RNA, 619 nt
Organism: Vigna radiata var. radiata (mung bean)
Lineage: Eukaryota; Viridiplantae; Streptophyta; Magnoliopsida; Fabales; Fabaceae
Product: (3S,6E)-nerolidol synthase 1-like
Exons: 5
Coding region: 59-619 (186 amino acids)
Molecular function (GO): magnesium ion binding; terpene synthase activity
Source: RefSeq, a predicted model, not a curated record
GUUCACAGAAGCUGUUUGCAGAUGGGAUAUUACAGCAGUUGAACAACUUCCAGAUUACAUGAAGACAUGUUUCAGUGUCCUCUAUAAUCUAACAAAUGAAAUCAGCUCCAAGGUCUUUCAGAAGCACGGCUGGAACCCCAUACACUCACUACAAAAUGCGUGGAAGAGUUUGUGCAAAGCCUUCCUAGUUGAAGCAAAAUGGUUUGGCUCUGGGAAGUUGCCCGGUGCUGAAGAAUACUUAAACAAUGGAACAAUCAUAGACAGAAAUCCUGACAUCAUUUCUACUCCGGGAACAAUUCUUCGACUCUGGGAUGACUUGGGAAAUGCACAGGAUGAGAAUCAAAAAGGCAAUGAUGGAUCGUACGUGAAUUAUCUGAUGAAUGAAAAGCCAGAGUACACGAGAGAAGUAGCAAGAGAAAGAGUGAUGAGUAAGAUCAGUGAUGCAUGGAAGAACCUCAACCAAGAGUGCUUGUUUCAUAAACAUUUCCAUCCAACAUUCAAUAAGGCUUCACUCAAUCUCGCAAGGAUUGUACCAUUGAUGUAUAGUUACGACGACGAACAGUCCCUUCCAGAACUUGAGGAGCAAUUCAAUUCUUUGCUUUAUGAUAGUUUUCUUUAA